AUGAGCCAGCCAGAGGGAAGACUACGGCAGCUGCUGCACCACAUCAAGGACAACUUUGUCCCUCAACAGCAAGAGCCGCCCGUCCCAGCCAACAACACCGUCCAUGGACCUGCAGCACACACGGGCCCUCGAGUACACAACUAUCAUGAGCUCAAUCCGACCCAGUUCCUCCCUAAAGUCGCAGCCAUCAACCCCGACUUGCCGGCCAUCCUGCAUUAUUCUGCAAAUGGCACGCGGCUCGAGUACAACUAUGGCGAAUGGUCGCAGCGAUCUUGCCAACUGGCCUACUACAUGCGUAAGAAUACAUUCAAGCGCAACAAUGUCGUUGCGAUACUAGCCUCCAACACGCCCAUGAUGCUCGAGGCCUACUUCGCCAUCCCAGCAGCAGGUGGUCGCUUCACGGCACUCAAUUAUCGUUUGCAAAAGAGUGACAUUCAUUACUGCUUGCGCAAGACCAAGGCAUCGACCGUCCUUGUCGAUCGUGAGUAUUAUGAUCUCGUCAAGGAGAUGGCAGGAGAGGUCGAUAUCGUCGUGGAUGAAGACAUUGACGGUAAGACUGGCGCUUACGCAGAGAUGUUGCAAGAAGGUCAGCGCAUCAUGGAUGCAACGGCCGGUACAAAAGGUUGGGCAGGUUUACCGUAUGAAGAGGUUGAUGAGAAUUCGGACUUUUGCUACAUGUUCACUUCUGGAACAACUUCUCUCCCUAAGGCUGUUACUUUUACGCACCGUGGAGUAUAUAUGGGCGCUCUUGGCAAUCUGAUUGAUUCGCAACUCAACUGCGGCGAUGCAUUUGGUGGCAACAACGCAAAUUACCUCUGGACGCUGCCCAUCUUUCAUGCAGCAGGUUGGUGUUUCCCCUGGGCUGUCACACUCGCACAGGGUCGCCACAUUACACUUCGUAAGAUGGACUACGGCAAUGUCUGGAAACUCUUGAAUGAAGAAGGUGUCACACACCUUUGCGCAGCACCCACAGUCUGCACACUGCUCAUCAACCAUCCGGAUGCACGCAAACUCGAACGACCUGCUCGUGUCAUUGUUGCUGCGUCACCCCCCUCUGCGUCACUAUUUAAGAGUAUGCACGCCCUCAAUCUCAAUGGAAUUCAUGUCUAUGGCAUGACAGAAACAUACGGCCCCAUGAUGCGCGGCUACUUCAAGCCUGCAUGGAAGGAAGGUUCAGAAGCCGACAUGUACCGAAACAUGGCGCGCCAGGGACACGGCUUCUCCACCUCCCGUGCAGUCAUGGUCAUCAAGCCGCAACCAGAAGAUCAUGUCCACACAGGCACAGAGCAGCUCGUUGAAGUUGAGCACAAUGGCCGCGAACUCGGUGAGAUUGCCAUUCACGGAAAUCUCGCCAUGAAAGGCUACUAUGAUGACGUUGAGGCGACACGUCUGACAUUUAGAUCAAAUUACCUGUUGACAGGAGAUUUGGCAGUCGUGCACCCUGAUGGCUAUGUAGAAAUUCAGGAUCGCGGCAAGGAUGUCAUCAUCUCUGGUGGAGAAAACAUCUCCUCCAUUGAAGUCGAGUCGUGCAUCCUCAAGAUGCCAGCAGUGCUCGAGUGCGCCGUCGUUGCCAAGAAGGAUGAAAAGUGGGGCGAGAUCCCAGUGGCUGUCCUGACGUGCAAGAAUGGCCAGGCCGUAUCGCAGGAUGAAGUGAUUGCUUGGGCUCGCAAGACCCUUGCUGGAUACAAAGUGCCGAAAGAGGUUGUGCUCGUCAAGGAUCUCCCUAAGACUGGUACGGGGAAAGUCCAGAAGAAUGUUCUGCGAGCGAAAAUCAAGGCUGGCGAAGCAUUGUAG
Protomyces lactucae-debilis is the source of this 1794-nucleotide messenger RNA. RefSeq names its product AMP-binding domain protein. NCBI's taxonomy places the organism in Eukaryota, Fungi, Ascomycota, Taphrinomycetes, Taphrinales, Protomycetaceae. The record is from RefSeq and is a predicted model, not a curated record. Bases 1 to 1794 code for a protein of 597 amino acids. The transcript has a single exon.